Messenger RNA from Pistacia vera, 469 nucleotides. RefSeq names its product putative disease resistance RPP13-like protein 1. NCBI's taxonomy places the organism in Eukaryota, Viridiplantae, Streptophyta, Magnoliopsida, Sapindales, Anacardiaceae. The record is from RefSeq and is a predicted model, not a curated record. The coding region runs from base 11 to 400 and encodes 129 amino acids. The transcript has 2 exons.
UAUCAAAGGAAUGACAGGAAUAAAAAGGAUAGGUUCUGAGCUUUUCAGAAAAGAUUGUUCAACUCCUUUUAAAUCACUGAAGACUCCUUGUUUUGAAGAUUUUCAAGAAUGGGAGCACUGGGAUCCUGUUGAAGAAAAUAAGGAUGUUGAAAUAUUCCCUCGCUUGGAUGAGCUAUCCCUUGUGAAAUGCCCCAAACUCCGUGGAAAAUUACCCGAAAUUGACUAUCAUUGGUUUAAGCUUAGAAUUGAGGAAUGUGGGGUGUUAGAGGUUUUGUUCACAAGACUUCCAUGGUUUUGCGAAGCAGAAAUAGAUGGACACAAGACCUAUCUUAUUGAAGACACGGAGCUAGGAUAUGAAGUUCAAAUGGAGUUAAGGCAACUAGUGUCUAGUGAUAGCUAAUGUCUGUCUGUUUUUCCUAUUUGAUGAAUAAACUUAUAAAAGCACUUGUGAUGGAAUACUGUCUGUUUU